AUGGAUUUCGAGCAUCGAGUCAAAGCCUACAAGUUCGUGGCCUAUUCGGCCGUGGCCUUCUCGGUGGUGGCCGUCUUCUCGGUGUGCGUCACCCUGCCGAUGGUGUACAACUACGUCAACCACGUCAAGAAGACGAUCAACACUGACGUCAAGUACUGCAAAGACUCGGCUCGCGGAAUCUGGACCGGAGUCAACGAGCUGAAGGAGAUGCCCGCCGGCAACAGGACUGCCCGUAGUGCCAUCGACUACGACUCCCUCGACCUCAAGCUCGGCUUCUGCGAUGGGCUGAAGUCGAAAUUGUGCCUAGCGUUCGCCAGGCUACAGACUACAAACUACAGCAACCUGGUCGCGAAGCCAACGGUAGUGUUGUGGUCAAGCCGAUAUUUGAUGAAAACGUCCAUCAGGCUACAGGCUACAACCUACAACGGCCACUACCUCGAGUCGAUUGCC
This is a messenger RNA of Mesorhabditis spiculigera, 450 nucleotides long. The record is from the annotation of a GenBank genome assembly. NCBI's taxonomy places the organism in Eukaryota, Metazoa, Nematoda, Chromadorea, Rhabditida, Rhabditidae.